CCUCUCAACGACAACGGAGGAAGAAAGAAGUGAUCUGGAAAAAUCUGGGCGUUCUUUCCAAAGGGAUAGAGUUCAAGGGCAACAGCCUGGUCAUCAAGAGCCCCGGGCAGUACUUUGUCUACAGUCAGGUGGUCUUCUACGGCAGUGAAUGUCAGGGUCGGACGGUCUACCUGAGCCAUGAGCUGGCCAGGCUAUCAGCUUCCUACAGAACCAAGACCCCGCUGGUCAAAGCAAUGAAGACCGUCUGCCACAAUCUCACCCACGGGGUCCCAACAGCCCACGGCCCUACCACUGCAGGGGGUCCCUGGUACGAGACCAUCUACCAGGGAGCCAUCUUCGAGUUGGCGGAGGGAGAUCAGAUCUUCUCCAGAGUCAGCACCGAUGCAGCACGUUACGUCAACACUGAGGGAGGAAUGACCUACUUUGGGCUAUUCGCUUUGUGAGGAGGAGAAAGGGGCUGUCUAUCCCGAAUUCUGCUGCCCCCUUCCCCCCAUCGAUGGAGUUGACAAUGAUGGUGAACUGGGUCCACCUGAAAGGGGAGGGAGUCUGGACCAGUCAGGA
Messenger RNA from Chiloscyllium plagiosum (whitespotted bambooshark), 561 nucleotides. The record is from RefSeq and is a predicted model, not a curated record. NCBI's taxonomy places the organism in Eukaryota, Metazoa, Chordata, Chondrichthyes, Orectolobiformes, Hemiscylliidae.